This is a messenger RNA of Nycticebus coucang (slow loris), 7780 nucleotides long. RefSeq names its product PWWP domain containing 3A, DNA repair factor (gene PWWP3A). NCBI's taxonomy places the organism in Eukaryota, Metazoa, Chordata, Mammalia, Primates, Lorisidae. The transcript has 14 exons. Gene Ontology annotation, molecular function: nucleosome binding. Bases 561 to 2648 code for a protein of 695 amino acids. Gene Ontology annotation, cellular component: cytosol; nucleus. The record is from RefSeq and is a predicted model, not a curated record. Gene Ontology annotation, biological process: DNA repair; chromatin organization.
GGGCGGCGCGGGCGGCGCGGGUGGCGGCGGUUGGCAGGCGGGUCCUCCGCGGUUUAGGCCGCCGUAGCCACCUCGCCCGGGCUCGGGGCAUCGCGCUAAGAAAGGGCAGGGCGCCCGAGUGAGCCCGGCGGGCUGCAGCCCUCGGCGCGCCUGCGGGGGCUGAGGCGGCUGGCCAGGCCGAGCCUGGGGGGAUGGGCGGCUCCGCCGCGGAGCCUUCUGCCCGGGGCGUUGACACGGUUCCUCGGCUGCCUGGACGCGAUGGCCCCUCCUUCACGGCCUGCACCUCCCGCCCUGCUCCCUAGGUGCCUUCCCUACUCGGCCGCGAGCCCUCCGGUCUCUGCAGCUUGAACUCCUAGCCCUGCUGCUGAGACCCCUCUUCUGUUGCCUGGAGCCCCCUCCCAUGGUGAAAUCCUCGGUCCCUGUCGCUUGAAAUCCCAGCUCUGCUGUGAGCUCCGUCUCUGUUGUGUGGACCUCCAUGGUGAAAUCCCUGGGCACAUCGGCCAUCAGACCUUCAAGUACUUUGUGCCAAAUAAUUACCACUUGCUACAUGAGUCUAAACCAUGGCGGAUGCCAAGUAUGUCCUCUGCAGAUGGGAAAAGCGAUUAUGGCCUGCAAAGGUUUUGACCAGAACUGAGACUUUUGAGACUUCAACAAAAAAUAAGAGAAAAAAUGAAUUCUUUCUAGAUGUUCAAAUACUCUCCCUAGAGGAAAAAAUUAAGGUGAGAAGCACAGAAGUUGAGGUCCUAAAGAAGUCUCAGAUUGAAGCCAUUGCCUCCUCAUUAGUCCUUUCAGCCUCACGGAAUGAGGUACCUGCUGCACCCGUGGAGGAGCUGACCUACAGACGGUCACUUAGAGUGGCCUUGGAUGUUCUGAACGAGAGAACUAGUAUGAGUCAAGAAGGCUGUUCAAGGACAGAAGGAACUGCUCUGUCUCAGAGAGAGAAGCAGCCCACAGAGCCUGAUGCUUCGCUCUAUGAUUCUAGCUUUUCUGGACCUCAGGGGAGGAGGGAGUGUAUACCACAGAGCCCGUCAGCUUUGUCCGCUUGUGAAAAGGACCCCAACUACAAAGUGAACCACAAGAAAGGGCUCAGAAAAAGUGCACAUCCAAGAGGCCCGUCAGUAUCUUCAGCCUUUGGUGGUUCUCAGGAUGGCAGCAGGUCAAGAAUGAAUGGGAAAAAUUGUACUAUUGCAAGUAAGAGGGGAAGAAAUUCAGCACAGAAGUCCAGCUCGUGCCAAAAUGUACCUUCACUUUCAGAAGCAGAUUAUGAAAAAGAGAGUGAGAGAAAGGCAAGCAGCUGUACAACCCUAUUCUUGCCAUCUAGAGUCAGUGGGGAGGAUCCAUGUGCCAGGGCCAGGGAACGGAACCCAUGUUUACCAUUGGGCAGUGUCACUAUGCCCACGGCCCCCGUGCACUUGGCCUGCUCAGAGGCUGGAGAAUGCCCUGUGAAGAGGCCAUGCACCGAACAGGUGGAGACAGGGGCUACGGAGCCUGAGCUGUCCCCCAGACACGGGCCAAGGGAAUGCAUGACUUUGCUUAGUACCACCAGGCUCAGCCCGCCUCCCCUACAAGCUUCCACAGAUGAAAGGAGAAGUCUUCAUCUUUCAGAUUCCAAGAAGCUUGAGGAAGACCUUCAGUCUUCUGAGGAGUCUAUGGAGUUUAAUUCCAUUAAUUCCAUCCUGGACGAAGAUGAGGAUGAUGAGGAGCCGCCAAGAAUCCUUUUAUAUCACGAACCACGUUCGUUUGAAGUAGGAAUGCUAGUCUGGCUUAAAUACCAAAAAUACCCCUUCUGGCCAGCAGUGGUCAAAAGUGUCAGGCGGAGAGAUAAGAAAGCAAGUGUGCUUUUUAUUGAAGGAGACAUGAAUCCCAAGGGGAGGGGGAUUACAGUAUCUCUGAGAAGACUAAAGCACUUUGAUUGUAAAGAGAAACAGACACUUCUGAACAAAGCCAGGGAGGACUUUGACCAGGCCAUCGGCUGGUGCGUGUCCCUCAUCACUGACUACAGGGUCCGCUUAGGUUGUGGGUCUUUUUCUGGCUCUUUCCUGGAGUAUUAUGCUGCUGACAUAAGCUACCCUGUCCGGAAGUCCAUACAGCAGGAUGCACUGGGGACCCGGUUUCCACAGCUAAGCAAGGGGAGCGCUGAAGAGCCAGAGGCAGUAAGUUCUCUGGGGCGGAGGCUGCCCUGCAGGAAGGUACUCCCUGACCGGUCGAGGGCUGCCCGCGACCGAGCAAAUCAGAAGCUGGUGGAGUACAUCGUGAAGGCCAGGGGCACGGAGAGCCACCUGCGGGCCAUCCUGAAGAGCCGGCGGCCAUCACGCUGGCUUGAGACCUUCCUGAGCUCAAGCCAGGCCAUGACUUGUGUGGAGACCUACCUAGAGGAUGAGGAGCAGCUGGACCUGGUGGUGAAGUACCUGCAGGGCUUCUACCAGGAGCUGGGUGGCCCGGUGCUGACACGUGCCCAUGGCGACAGAAUCCGCUUUGUCCUGGAUGUGCUGCUUCCUGAGGCCAUCAUCUGUGCAAUCUCUGCAGUGGAUGCGGUGGACUACAAGACAGCUGAGGAGAAGUACAUAAAGGGACCUUCCCUGAGCUACCGGGAAAAAGAAAUGUUUGAUAACCAGCUCCUAGAAGAAAGGAACCGGCGUCAUCGGUGAGGAAGAGGCUGAUCUGCAGUGGGGCUGCUCACACCAGGCCCUGCAUCAGCAAGAGCCCCAAGGUGGUCUGUUCAGCACAUGGAUAUUUUCUGGAAAACGAGAGCCCUGGGACUUGGCGUUUGUGUUGAAUCUUUCUGGGUUGUCCCGAUUUCUACACUUGUGAAAAGUCAGUUUCAUUUAUGUACUCAAAGUUAGUUUUCUUUUUCCUGGUAUUCUUUGCGAGGUACAAUUCCUGAAAGGUUUUUUAAAAGACAAAAAUACAAUGAUUGUAUGUCCUUGUGGCUUAACACAAAGUGCACAUUUUUUUAAUGUGUUGCAUCUGUACUAAAUGAGAGUUUUUAAAAAGUGUCUGAUAUGAAUACAUAGCUCCAGAAACAACAGUGUGUUUUCUGGUUUUUUCCACUUUGUGUGAUUUCCACUUAACAUAUUUCCUUCAGGGUGGGUGUGGUGGCUCACACCUGUAAUCCUAGAACUCUGGGAGGUGUAGGCAGGAAGAUUGCCUGAGCUCACAGGUUCCAGACUAGCCUAAGCCAGAGUGAGACCUUCUCUCUAAAAAUAGCCAGGCAUUGUGGUGGGCACCUAUAGUCCCAGUUACUUGGGAGCCUGAGGGAAGAGAACCGCUUAAGCCCAAGAGUUUGAGGUUACUGUGAGCUGUGACACCAUGGCACUCUACCGAGGGCAACAAAAUAAGACUCUAUUUCAAAAAAAAAGGCUUGGUGCCUGUAGCUCAAGCAGCUAAGGCACCACAUACACCAGAGCUGGCGGGUUCAAAUCCACUUCAGCCUGCCAAACAACAAUGACAACUACAACCAAAAAAUAGCCAGGCGUUGUGGCAGGCACCUGUAGUCCCAGCUAGUUGGGAGGCUGAGGCAAGAGAAUGGCUUAAGCCUAAGAGUUGGAGGUUGCUGUGAGCAGUAAUGCUAUGGCAACUCUACCCAGGGUGACAACUUGAGGCUCUGUCUCAAAAAAAAAAAAUUUUUUUUUUCCUCCUGUAUUUUUUUGUUUGUUUGUUUUGUUGAGACAGUCUCAAGCUGUCACCCCAGGUAGAGUGCCGUGGCAUCUAGCUCACAGCAACCUCUAACUCUUGGGCUCAAGUGAUCCUCUUGCCUUUGGUUUUCUAUUUUUAGUAGAGACGGGGUCCUGCUGGUCUCAAACCCAUGAGCUCAAGCUAUCCACUCACCUUGGACUCCUAGAAUGCUAGGAUUAUAGGUAUGAGCCACCACGCCCUUCCUCCUGUAUUUUUGAGAAAAAGUCUUUGUUAGAGGCAGAACCAAAGACAAGCUGCUUCCUUGCAUGUUGGUGAUUGCUGUGAUCUCUUAUGCAGGAGAGGGAGGCAGACACAUGCCUUGCCAGCAGCCUUUGUGCCCAGGCUCCAUGUAGAAAGGGAACAGCAGCCAGAUACUGGGUCACCUUGGCCAGACCUGCUCAUGCCUGGCCUCUCUGGGGCUCCCUGCUUCUGUCUCUCCCUGCACUGUGCUGGCACCUAAGCCUUGUUGACUACCUGCACACCUGUGCUGAGAUCCCAGCCUGGUUGCCACCCCAGCCAGGAGGUUGCUGCCCUCAUGGGGGCUGUGAGGUCAUGGUGCAAGAAAACUAGCUGUGUCUUAUGCUGGCACCUGCAGAAAUAAAGCCAUUUGUUUAGUGCCUGACUCAAUCUUCCCACUGGAGGAACAGGCUCUGUGCACUCCUGGCAAGUCAGCCCAGGCACCCAAGAUCAGUGCCAGGGGCCAUCCCUGUUAAAGGCUUUGACUCAGCGAGGAGGGGAGCAGGCCUCAGCACAGUCAUAGUGGUUCUGUUAAAAGUUAAAGCUGCACAGAUGGUGCCUGUGGCUCAAAGGAGUAGGGUGCUGGCCCCAUAUGCCAGAGGUGGCGGGUUCAAACCCAGCCCCGCCCAAAAACAAAAAAAAAAAGUUGCAGAUAGAUCAUAUCCUAAAAUAUUAGUGAAAUUGAUUUUCAGGAUCUGACAUGGGGUAAACUCCACAUCCAGGCCAUGUCCCACCCCGCUGGCAUGGACUUUGGUUCUUCUGGUGACUUUGAGUUUCUCCCACUGUCUGUGGACAUCUGGCCAUGACAGGGGUCCUGAUUUGAAAGGGUCCUGAUGGGAAGAAGACCAUCUUCUCCCAUGUCUUUGCAUUGACAAUAGCCACUGCAGAGGAAACCAGAAUGUGACACCUCAGGAUGCAGAUAGUCACACUGAGACCUUAGUUAGCACUGAGCAGAACAAAGAUACAGGAUAUUCUCAGGGGUCAAACUGCAGGAUAGGCCAGGGUGGCUGCUGCCAUGACAUGGGUCCAAGAAAGUUCCCUGGGUCAUUUUAAUAUUUUGCUCAAGCCUUAGAGCAGAAAAUCCAGACAAAGGCUGGGUCUUGCCCUGCAGUUUUGUCUACUUCUGUACAAAGUGGGCAGGUUGAGCCCAGACGAGGGAGGAUAAUGUGCACCAAGGAGGAAGGACAUAUGUAGCUGGGAGUGUCAACAUGUACUUCAUGGGCACCUGGCCCCUCCAUCCACCCCUGAGGAAGGGAUCUCAUCAGCACAGCUGGUGUGGAUGUUGGUCCCCUUUGUGGGAAAGCGGUUUACCUCAACCCACAGCGGGAAAGGCCCUGCACUUCACAUCCACACUGGCCAAUAACCAGAAAUUGGUGCAUGAGAACAUGUUAUGUCCUCCUGGGUGAGUCGCUCUUCCAGGUCUUGUAGAAACUGAGCCAAUCCACAGGACUAACUCUGGUGCUGCCAAAUAUUUUUAUGUAUCCACUAAGAUUGUGUUGUCCAAUUGCCAAACCUGAAAUUAAACCCUUCUUAGUGCGCUGGCUUGUCUCUCUUUUUUUUUUUUUGAGACAGUCUCACUAUGUAGCCCUCAGUAGAGUACUGUGGCAUCACAGCUCACAGCAGCCUCAAACUCUUGGGCUUAAGUGAUUCUCUUGCCUCAGCCUCCCAAGCAACUGGGACUAUAGGCGCCCGCCACAAUGCCUGGCUGUUUUUGGUUGUAGCUGUUGCUUUUUGGCAGACCCAGGCUGGAUUCGAUGUGGCGGGCAACUUAGCCACUUGAGCUACAGGAGCCGAGCCUUUUUUUGUUUGUUUCUUUUUGAGACAGAGUCUUACUUUGUUGCCCUUGGUAAAGUGCCAUGGCAUCACAGCCCACAGCAACCUGAAACUCUUGAGCUUAAGUGAUUCUCUUGCCUCAGCCUACCAAGUAGCUGGGACUACAGGUGCCCGCCACAAUGCCCAGCUAUUUUUUUGUUGCAGUUAUUAUUAUUUAGCUGGCACGGGCUGCCACCCUCAGUAUAUGUGGCUGGUGCUGUAGCCACUGUACUAUGGGUGCCGAGCCUGGCUUGUCUCUUUAAAUGCCAGAUUUUAUAGGAAAAUCAGCCUCACAGGCCUGGUAGUCCCUGGGCAGGGAGCUGAACCCAGUCUGGAGGUCCACUCAGGGAUAGGCCUGGGAGACUGUUUACAUGGCAGUUGAGCAGAGCAAAUCUCUGACUUGGGGAAAAUUACUAAAGGGAGACAUGCUGAACCCACUGAAAGAGCUGGGCCCUCUCUGCUUGUGCUAUCUUGUGCUUUCUGUGGAUUCUGAGAGUGUUUAAAACUUGUCCUGAGGCUGAGCCCAUGGCUCAGUGGUUAGGCCACUGGCCACAUACACCGGAGCUGGUGGGUUCAAACCGGCCUGGGCCUGCGAAACAACAAUGAUAACUAUAACAACAAAAAAAUAGCCAGGCAUGGCGGGCACCUGUAAUCCCAGCUAUUUGGGAGGCUAAAGCAAGAGAAUUGCUUAAGCCCAAGAGUUUGAGGUUGCUGUGAGCUGUGAUGCCACUGCACUCUACCCAGGGCGACAGCUUGAGGCUAUGUCUCAAAAUAAAUAAAUAAGAUCCACAAGGUUGUCUGCUAAACCUGCUCCUCCAAAGCCAGAGCCCAAGCCUAAAAAGGCCCUGGCAAAGAAGGGAGAGAAGAUCCCUAAAGGGAGCCCCGGCGAAGAAGGGACAGAAGAGCCCUAAAGGGAAAAGCUGACGCUAGCAAGGAAGGGAAUAACCCGGUGGAAAAUAGAGAUGCCAAAACAGACCAGGAACAGAAAGCUAAAGUUGCUGGUGAUACCAAGUGAAGUGUGUCCUUUUUUUUUUUUUUUGAGACAGAGCCUGAAACAGCAACCUCCAACUCUUGGACUCAAGGGAUCCUCUUGCCUCAGUUUUUCUAUUUUAGUAGAGAUGGGGUCUUGCUUUUGCUCCGGCUGGUCUCAUGAGCUCAAGCUGUCCACCCACCUAGGCCUCUCAGAGUGCUAGGAUUACAGGCAUGAGCUACUGAGUCCAGCCCUUUAUCAUCAUCUUAACUCCUUAAACCCAGUCACCUCUUGGGACCUGACCCCCAAUAAUUGGUUACCAGUAUGCCAAGGAAUCUGAACUUUUCCAACAAUACCACUGAGAUGGCAUCCCUCAAAAGAGCAGCAGUUCCAUUUGUAGAUUGUUGGAUCUUCAGAUAAAUUCUGUCAUUUUCAUUUAAUUUCCUGAAAGUCACGGCUGGAUUGUGAAAAGUUGUAAAACAACAUGCUAAAUGUGAAAUGUCAACCCUUCCUCUAAACUUUCCCUGUUAAGAGCAUCAAAUGAAGACUUCAUUGGGUUUUGUAGUGGCUUUCGAAUUUUUGGUAGACCACUGAAGAAGGGAGUUUGAAAGUUGUAUAUUAUAUAAUCACAGAGACUCCUGACAUUUUCCUUACAUUUAAGGGAAGUCACUUUCUAAAAAAAAUAUUCCCCAGCCAGGCAGUGGCUUAUGCCUUAAUUCUAACAUUUUUGGAGGCCAAGGCAGGAGGAUCACUUGGAGCUACCACUACACUGUACCCCAGGCAACAGAGGAAGACCCUAUGGCAAAAAAACAAAACAUUUUUUUUUCAUGACUGAAAAAAAUCUGACUAAUCAGAAUUGUGUUGUUCUAAUUAGAAUCAAUUUACUUGGCCAGCUACUUGCUCAGAGUUUGUUUCUUAGAUGGAAAAAAAUCAGUUAUAUUCAUGCUAUAGCACCUUACAAAUUCAGUAUUUCUUUUUGCUCUAAAGUGGCUUCAUUUGAAAUUUCUCAGAUUCCACAUUGUACUAAUUGAUUUAUGCAUAAUAAAUUACAAAUAAAAAGCUCUUAAAGGGAAAAAAAAAAAGAAA